AUGACAAAAUCAAACUCCAUUUAUUUUCCGACACUUUUUCUUCUUCUAGCAAUCACCUUCUCUUCCAUCACCUCCUCUCGAAUUCUAGUUGAGGAAGUAGCUCCAGUCUUCUCUGCUAACUCACCGGAGGCACCUGAUUCUGUUCAAAACCCUAACCCUAAUGCAACACCUUUAGGAGCCAUCCCACCUAGUACUGUGGCUUCUACUGGUGCAGCUGGAGGUGUAGAAGGUGGUGAUCAUACUCUCAUGUUCUUCAUGCACGACAUUCUCGGAGGAUCUAACCCCUCAGCUAAAGCUGUCACUGGUAUCGUAACUAACCCUACUGUUAAUGGUCAAGUUCCCUUCGCAAAACCCAAUGGAGCUAACCUUCCUGUCAACAAUGGGGUUCCUCAAGACAAUGGCAACAGUGGAAUCAUCAACAACAAUAACAUCCCUUUCCUCACUGGCCUAGGAGGAACCACUUCUAAUGUUUUCCGCAACAACGGAAAUAAUAACAAUAACAACUUCAACAACGCGUUCCCCUCCAUCAAUGGUGGCCAGUUACCUCAAGGCAACGCCCUACGACAGCUUAUGUUUGGGACUUUGAUGGUGAUAGAUGAUGAGCUAACUGAGGGACAUGAGCUGGGGUCUGGAUUAAUUGGAAAGGCACAAGGUUUCUAUGUCUCGAGCUCCAUUGAUGGCAACAGCCAGACAAUGGCGUUUACUGUGAUGUUUAUGCAUGGAAGUUAUAUUGACAGUCUUAGCUUCAUGGGGGUUCACCGGAGUGCUGUGGCGGAGUCUCAGCUUGCUGUCAUGGGUGGAACCGGGAAGUAUUUGAAUGCCAAGGGGCAUGCUGUGGUGAAGACAUUUGAAGGCACGAACCAGCAGAACAAUGAUGGUGUAGAGACUCUACUUCAAGUCGCUGUGUAUCUUACAUAUUGA
This is a messenger RNA of Lactuca saligna, 921 nucleotides long. Lineage: Eukaryota; Viridiplantae; Streptophyta; Magnoliopsida; Asterales; Asteraceae. The record is from the annotation of a GenBank genome assembly.